AUGAUGCCAUGGGGCACAUUCGCGCUCGCAAGCUGCACUCUAUGUGUGCAUGCCCUCGAGCAAUGUUUGCGCUGCCGGAAGCAGUGCAGCGAACUUUUCGACUUCACUGGAGAUGCAUUGCUCCGCGGCAGGUUGUGGGUUCUCUUCUCGUGCAGCUUCUUUCAUGGCACAAACUCGCAUCUCCUGCGUGAAGUGUUGCUCUUGCUACUGGUGGGUGUUCCAGCAGAGGAAGAGUUGGGAACACUGGUAUUUGUUGUUGCGUAUCUGGUUUCUGGGGCAUUUGGGGCUCUCUUCAGUUGGCUGACUCUGCGGCGGACCUUGCGGAACAGCCCAGACUACCUGGCGAUGCCAAGACAUCAUGUGGAUGCGGUGGCUGACUUAUCCAACAGUCGAGGGGCCAGCUCUUGCGUGUAUGGGGCUGCAGUCUUGGCUCUGCUGGUCGCUGGCGACCGCCUCCUUCCAGAAUGCUUCGCAAUGAGCUCCCAAGCUGCCAACGCUCUGCUGGUGGCAGCUCGCAUCCUUCCAGAAGUCUUUUCACCAAGGAGCAGUCGAAUUCAACAGCGACCCGUGGCUGCAGCGAUCCUACUGUCACUGCCACUUCUUGCUGCGUACAGCUCGGUGGUAUCACUGUCAGUGGCGCAGGCGGUAACUUUUUGGUUUUCCAUUCACUGCCUGCUGCGCCUCUUCCCUGGUAUAGUAUCACUGCAUCCGCAGUCAGAGUAUGCAGCGAUGGAUUAUGCUGGACACGUCUACGGUGCUCUGUAUGCCGGCCUUUGUGGAGUUUGCCACAUAUACUUAAACCGAAGGCACUAUCCCAGCAUGCAGGCUUGGCUGGCCUUGGGUGUGCUCAUGCUAUCGACGCUUCCUCGUGAGUUCUUUGCAGGGUUGUGA
This is a messenger RNA of Symbiodinium natans, 891 nucleotides long. NCBI's taxonomy places the organism in Eukaryota, Dinophyceae, Suessiales, Symbiodiniaceae. The record is from the annotation of a GenBank genome assembly.